Molecule: messenger RNA, 3033 nt
Organism: Cynara cardunculus var. scolymus (artichoke)
Lineage: Eukaryota; Viridiplantae; Streptophyta; Magnoliopsida; Asterales; Asteraceae
Product: mechanosensitive ion channel protein 8-like
Exons: 5
Coding region: 38-2653 (871 amino acids)
Biological process (GO): transmembrane transport; monoatomic anion transport
Cellular component (GO): plasma membrane
Molecular function (GO): mechanosensitive monoatomic ion channel activity
Source: RefSeq, a predicted model, not a curated record
AACUUUUGAUUUAAAUCCUUCAAACCCUUUCACAUUCAUGGAUAAAUUCAGAAAAUCUUUCAAUAGAUCAUCGCAAAAGGAAUCAGAGAUAGAACCUGAAGAAAAGCAAAUCCUGCUUCAUCUAGACGAUUACGCCAUUGAUCAAAUUCCGUCAAUCGGUACUGUUUCUGCUAUGCGUUCGUCUCCGUCGCCGCCGGAUUCCGGUGAACGCCGGAGAGACCUCGGGAAGGGAACAAACGGCAAUGUUGCAGGUACUGCUACUAAAGAAGCAGAACUAGCAGCUUGCAAGUUUAAUCCUGUUGCGGACCAGAAAAACCCUAAUAAGGUAUGGAGAGAUUCGAGCUACGAUUUCACGAAUGAUAAUGAGAAGUUUGAUUUCUUAACGUCUGAUACGCCGUCGCCACAGCAGUCUCCGGCGUUAUCAAGGAUACCGGAGAGUCCAAAUAACUACGGCAUGCUUACGCCGAAGGAAGUUAGGGUUUCGUUUCAUGAUGAGGUGGUCGAGCCGCAACCUGUACGGCUGCGGUCCCAUGGUAGCGGUCGUAACAGCGGUGCUUGUGGCGGAGAAGAGGUGGUCGUUUGCUCCGCUAAUGCUUCAUUUAGGAGAAAAUCGACCUUGAUGCGGACGAAAACCAAAUCCAGAUUACAAGAUCCGCCGGAUACAGAUCAGAAAUCGGGUAGGUUUUCCAAAUCAGGGGUUUUAGGGAGAGUUGGUAGUGACAUCGAUGAAGAUGAUCCGUUCUUAGAUGAUGAUCUACCUGAUGAGUUUAAGGAGUUGAGGUAUAGCAAAUGGACUUUACUUCAAUUGUUUAGUUUAAUCUUAAUUGUUGCUGCUUUAGUUUCUACACUCACAAUCCCUUAUUUCAAGCACAAACAAUUGUAUGAUCUUGAAUUAUGGAAAUGGGGGGUUAUGAUACUGGUUUUGAUCUGUGGAAGAUUGUUUUCUGGUUGGGGGAUUAGGGUUUUGGUAAUUUUGGUAGAACGGAACUUCUUGCUGCGAAAAAGGGUUCUUUAUUUCGUUUACGGAUUAAGGAAAGCAGUUCAAAAUUGUGUUUGGUUAGCUUUAGUUUUGAUUGCUUGGCAAUGUAUAUUCGAUCAGAAAGUCGAACGGAUGACACAUGGGAAAGUCUUGCCAUAUGUGACCAAGAUUUGGAUUUGCCUUUUGGUGGGUACAUUAGUUUGGCUCUUGAAAACUUUGCUCGUGAAGGUUCUUGCUUCAUCUUUUCACGUGAGCACCUUUUUUGACCGGAUUCAAGAAUCUUUAUUCAACCAGUUUGUAAUCGAGACGCUCUCUGGCCCACCGUUGAUUGAGAUUCAGCAAGAACGGGAGGAGGAAGACCGGAUGAUUGCUGAAGUUCAAAAGCUUCAGAAUGCCGGGGCCACUUUACCGCCUGAUUUGAAGGCGAAUAUAUUCAAGAAAAGUGGAAGGUUUAUUGGAACUCCAAGAACUAGUACUCCCAUGGCUGGUAAAAGUGGCAAAUUUUCAGAAGUUAAUACCCCUAAGAAGCCUGAUGAAGGGAUUACGAUUGAUCACUUGCAUAGGCUAAAUCAGAAGAAUAUAUCGGCCUGGAAUAUGAAACGGUUGAUGAAUAUUGUUCGAACAGGGGUAUUAUCGACUUUAGAUGAGCAACUCGAAGGUACAACAGGGGAUGAAGAUGAGUCUUCGGUUCAGAUCACGAGUGAGAAGCAGGCUAAGGUUGCAGCGAAGAAAAUCUUCUGCAAUGUUGCUAAACGAGGGUCCAAGCACAUUUAUCUAACGGAUUUGCAGCGUUUCCUGAGAGAUGAUGAAGCGUUGAAGGCAAUACGACUCUUUGAUAGUGAAAGUGAAACAAAAGGAAUCAGCAAACGAGCGCUCAAAAACUGGGUGGUUAACGUAUUCCGAGAACGGAGGGCUCUUGCAUUGUCUCUCAACGACACAAAAACAGCCGUAAACAAACUCCAUCAGAUGUUGAAUGUAGUCGUGGCGAUCAUAAUAAUCGUCAUCUGGCUUCUUAUACUCAAAGUUGCAACCACACAUUUCUUUAUAUUCCUAAGCUCACAGCUGCUUUUGGUAGUUUUCGUGUUUGGUAACACAUGUAAGACUACAUUCGAAGCCAUUAUUUUCUUGUUCGUAAUGCAUCCAUUUGAUGUCGGCGAUCGUUGUGAAGUUGACGGUGUUCAGAUGAUAGUUGAGGAGAUGAAUAUAUUAACAACGGUUUUCUUGAGGUUCGAUAACCAGAAAAUUAUAUAUCCUAACAGCGUCUUGGCCACGAAACCCAUUGCUAAUUACUAUCGUAGUCCAGAUAUGGGAGAUGCUGUCGAUUUCUGUAUACAUGUAUCAACUCCUGUAGAAAGGGUUGCUCAGAUGAAGGAGAAGAUAACAAGCUACAUCGAGAACAAGAGCGAUCAUUGGUACCCUGCACCUUUGAUCGUGGUGAGGGACAUCGAGGACUUGAAUCGGCUAAAGAUAUCGAUAUGGCUUUCACACCGUAUGAACUUCCAAGAUAUGGGAGAAAGGUGGCAACGAAGAGCGCUUUUAGUUGAGGAGAUGAUUAGAAUCUUCCGGGAACUCGAUAUCGAGUACCGAAUGCUGCCGGUUGACAUCAACGUCCGUAACAUGCCGACUCUGACCUCGAAUCGGCUUCCGUCAAACUGGAUGGCUUGUGCAAACUGAUCGAAAACAACAUUUAAUCUCAGGUGAAGUAAACCUCUGUUUCUUGAAGAACCCAUUAGGUCUAUAGUUGGCCGUUUAACACUUUGAGAUUGAGGUUCAGACUUCUUGUUGUUACAUGGUAGAAUACAUGAUGUGUAUAUAAAUACCAGAAGUAACGUUUUUUGACAUCGUUUUUCAUGUUGCAAGUCCAUUCGAAUGGUUUAAUUCGUUCGGUUCUUGCGGUUCUCAAUUUUGUUAUAAAGGAAUAAAGACGUAAAUCAUCGAACAAGAUGGUGAAUCGAGAAAAAAAGGCCCAAGCUCCCGUUUGGUUUAGAUGGAAUAUGAAGGAAUUGAAACGACAGUCGACUAAAUUCCAUUCAAGUGUUGGUUUGUAAACGGAA